Molecule: messenger RNA, 993 nt
Organism: Cornus florida
Lineage: Eukaryota; Viridiplantae; Streptophyta; Magnoliopsida; Cornales; Cornaceae
Product: wall-associated receptor kinase-like 10
Exons: 3
Coding region: 1-993 (330 amino acids)
Molecular function (GO): polysaccharide binding
Source: RefSeq, a predicted model, not a curated record
AUGGUUACUCAAUUGGUGCUGCAAGUCACACUAUUAUUGUGGCUAACACUAACAGAAGCAUCAUCAUCAGCAUUAGCAUUAGCAGCAUCAAUAGCAAAGUCUGGUUGUCUAGACAAAUGCGGAAAUAUUACUAUUCCAUACCCAUUUGGUAUUGGAGCCAAUUGUUUUGCUAAUAAGCCCUACUACUCGUUUCAGAUAAUCUGCGACAAAUCUUUCACCCUACCCAAACCAUUCCUCACGCUAAUAAACCUUGAGGUGCUUGAAAUCUCAUUAACAAAAGGCACUGUUAGUGUCAACAACCCGGUAAUCACUUCUAAUUGUGGUGAUAACAGGGUUAAUAAUCAAGUUGUGGAAUUGACUGGUACUCCUUUUUACUUCUCAGACAACUACACCCGAUUCACGGCCAUGGGUUGUGUCCUCGCAUUAAUCACCCAAGGAGAUACGGUCGUAAGGGGCUACAUGUCCAUCUGCAAUAGUGAUUCAAAAAUUAAAGGUUGUUAUGGCAUCAACUACUGCCAAACCAUAAUCCCUCCAUCAUUUGACUUAAUCAAUGCAUCUUUUAGAAGCAUAUAUUCAAACGAUGAUCAUAAAGAGUGCAAAUAUGCCUUUAUGGUGGACCAAGAAUGGUUCACUAACCUGACAGACCCCUAUGCCGUGCAGGAAAUGGAGGUGGUCCCACUUGUGCUGAGUUGGGUUCAUUAUGUGGCAAUAAUGUUUCCUGUUUCAAUCAAAGCUCAACUUACGACCUAUGCCAAUGUGACCACGGCUAUGAAGGAAACCCAUAUUUGCUUCAUGGAUGCUGAGAUGCAGCAGUUAGGAGCAGAUACUCUGAUUCUUCACGAGAUGGUGAAGGUGAUCAUGAAGGCAGAAUUGGAAAUUAUGUUGGUGAUGAUUCUAAUGAAUGUACGGAUUGUGAGGGAAUUGUCAAUGGAGUGGGCUAAUGUGACGGCCCUGGUUUUUAGGCCAGUGCGUCCUAAGAUGAACGGAACGUAA